Messenger RNA from Ascochyta rabiei, 1119 nucleotides. RefSeq lists its product as uncharacterized. Bases 1 to 1119 code for a protein of 372 amino acids. The record is from RefSeq and is a predicted model, not a curated record. The transcript has 4 exons. Gene Ontology annotation, molecular function: flavin adenine dinucleotide binding; oxidoreductase activity, acting on CH-OH group of donors. Lineage: Eukaryota; Fungi; Ascomycota; Dothideomycetes; Pleosporales; Didymellaceae.
AUGUCUACAUCAGCUCCAAUCAACGACGAUAGUCUUGCCCGGAAACUUGGAGCAGAGUAUGAUUGUGUUAUUUUUGGCGGUGGACUGAGUGGCCUUGUCGUCACCAACCGCCUCACCGAGAACCGGAAGAGUAUAUCAUUAUCUGUGCUCGUUGUCGAAAAUGGUGUGAUUGACGAUCAGCCUGCUUCCAGAGUUCCAUCAAUCGAAGGGUUCCCGAAACCACUCGGUACAUUUUGGACACCGAAUACGAUCGACAAUUCCACCAAGAAGCGCUGUUAUGCUCGCUUCGCGUACUGCGACCCGAUCCAGAAACGGUCCACUUUGCAUCUCCUGACCAGCACCCAUGUUAACGAGAUUCUGUUCGAAUCAUGUGGAAAGCUCGCCGCAAGUGGUGCUAAGAUCACCAAUAACGGUAACGCCUUGACCACUUGCGUAUACGCAGCCAAGGAGGUCAUUCUUGCCGCUGGUGGUAUUUUCACCCCUCAUCUCCUCUUGCUGUCCGGAAUUGGCCCUAAGGAUGUUCUGUCAGCGGCAAACAUAUCCAUUAAAAGAGAGCUACCAGCUGCAUUGGGCCGUGGCAACGCAGCUGCUUUCCUUGCCUUCAAGCAGUUCUCCAGUAAGUACCACAACGUCACAGGCCAGAUCUCGAAACAAGAUGCAACUGCAUGCCAUCCUGAGCGGUACAGCAAAAACGAAGCGCUCUCAAAAGGCUUCUUCGCUCAACGAAAGAUAUUAAUCGAGCACUAUCUCUCAGACAACGCAGCUACUGGUGAAUACUCGAUUCAGCCAUGGGGGCGCGCAACGACAGCCGUGCAGAAGCCGUUGUCAAGGGGUACACUCACCCUCAACACAAUGCAUCUACUAGCGAACACAAUUGUAGUGCGCAACGCCUUCCAGAACCCAGUCGACAAACAGGUACUUGGCAAGCUUGUGCGCUGGAAUCGCAAGCACUGGGCCAAACAGCCUUUACUUCAGCGGUAUUCUCCGGUCGAGACGGUCCCUGGUGUUCAAUAUCAGACGGACGAGGAGAUCUUCGAUGCUAGUACCAAGGCUGCAGCUCUCGACCCAGCAUAUGCUCGUUCCAGUGGGUAUAUGGUGUGGAAAGGCUCAGAAUCGUAG